This is a messenger RNA of Echinococcus granulosus, 585 nucleotides long. RefSeq lists its product as hypothetical. The transcript has 5 exons. The record is from RefSeq and is a predicted model, not a curated record. Lineage: Eukaryota; Metazoa; Platyhelminthes; Cestoda; Cyclophyllidea; Taeniidae. Bases 1 to 585 code for a protein of 194 amino acids.
AUGGCUUUUAAAAUGCUAGAUAAGCCAGUGAGUUCUUUACCCUCAAACAAGAAGGUAACACCGACCGAUUUAACCACUGAUAAUCAUAUAACUUUAAAACAGAUCUCAUAUAAAUUUUUAAGGAGCUCUCUUGGGGCAGUUACAAGUAAAAAAACACUACUUGUUUGCAUUGUUUGGCCGGGGCCAUCCAGUGGUCAGAAGCAAACUUCUGUAAAAAGCUUUUGUUGCAUACAAAGGGAAAAGCUGCGAUUUCUUUUGUUCAUCUCUGGUCUUUUGUUCUGCUUUCUUAUGCAAAAACAGCCAUUUGAUUCUAGAGGAACAGCGUUUGCUUAUUUCUAUUCACCCAUUUAUAGCACAAAGGAGAAGGGUUAUGUAAUGAAGCAUUUAAAAUGGGAUUUAUUUAUACUCACAUUCCCUGCAGUUGCAUGUCUGAUCGUGGCAGCAAAGCUAGACAAUAAAGAAACGGUACGAAGGUUUGAAAAAAACCACAAAACGUUCUUUGUGAAGUUUAUCCAGCUGCCUAUUAGUUGCUUAUCAGCAGUACUAUCAUCAAAACAAUUUCUUUUUAAAUAUGUAAUCAUUUAA